Guyanagaster necrorhizus is the source of this 1016-nucleotide messenger RNA. RefSeq lists its product as uncharacterized. The transcript has a single exon. Bases 58 to 600 code for a protein of 180 amino acids. The record is from RefSeq and is a predicted model, not a curated record. NCBI's taxonomy places the organism in Eukaryota, Fungi, Basidiomycota, Agaricomycetes, Agaricales, Physalacriaceae.
UCCUUCCCUCGUCCAUCCCCCGAAGCCAAUCCCUUUCUAGAUAGCCAGGAGCCGUAUAUGUCAUCCGGGGUAAUGUCCGGACAUCGCUAUGCGCGUGAUGCGUCCUAUUCCCCCACAACGGGCGGGUACAUGUCGCAAGAAUACGACGGCGCGACCAACUACAACUACUCUCAGCAGUCGCUCCCCCCAUCCUCACAGUUUAUUCCGACGCCCUCUGAAAUGGCCCACUACUCCCAACCCGGGAGCCCCACACACCCCCGGAGCCCCGACAGCGUCUAUUCCAGCACCCCUUACUCGCGACACGCCCACUACCAGUCUCGCGCCCCUGCCAACCCCAGUCGGUCCCGUUCCGGCUCCAACUCGCUCGCUCACUAUCGUCACGCUCACCACAGCCCCAACCUCUCCCCUCAUGUACCGCAUCGGACUCCCGCCGCUGCCGCGGGGAUCGUGGCUCCCGAACGUUUUGUCUGCCAGAUUUGCAAAAAGUCUUUCUCCCGGUCCCAUGACAGGAAGAGGCACCACGUUGGACAGCAUCUUGAUUCCCAUGCCCGGCCAGUCUGUCCCAACUGCCACAAGGAUUUCAGUCGGUAUGUGUGGUGAUUAGCCUCUCUAUAAAGUUUCCGCGUCUCAUCGACCCUUCACAGACCCGACUCUUUGAAAAGACACAGAGACAAUGGCUGCGACGAGUCUGUCACUUCAUGAUGAAUGAUUAUGAUCUAGGCUUCAUCUUGUUGUAUUAUUUUUUCUUGCAUCGUGUCGAUUUCUGCGAACUCGACUCUGUCUCUCGUCCUUACUUACUAUAUCGUACUUACUCCUUUUACUUACACGUAUCUUUUAGAAACUAUCGCGGAGUUGGAAAUUGUUGUCAUAUAUCGCAUUUGCUUUCCGUCAUUGAAAUCACAAAUACAUUAUACAAGGUUUCAGUGGAGUCAGAUCCGAAAACGUGUAGGACAUCCACAUUUGCAUUCCACACUGAUCCCCGUGUAUGCUCCCUUGGCGUAUGAUCAAUGAUGUAU